Aspergillus versicolor CBS 583.65 is the source of this 1030-nucleotide messenger RNA. Its product is annotated as SDR family NAD(P)-dependent oxidoreductase. The coding region runs from base 32 to 847 and encodes 271 amino acids. Lineage: Eukaryota; Fungi; Ascomycota; Eurotiomycetes; Eurotiales; Aspergillaceae. The record is from RefSeq and is a predicted model, not a curated record. The transcript has a single exon. Gene Ontology annotation, molecular function: oxidoreductase activity.
CUCAUCUCCAAUCCAAUUAAUUUCAUCAAUCAUGGCACCUCCAGCAAUAUACCCCAGCCUGCAAGACAAGACAGUCGUCAUCUCCGGCGGCGCAGAAGGAAUCGGCGCUGCAACCGUCGAGGCCUUCGCCCUGCAAGGCAGCCAAGUCAUCUUCCUGGACAUCUCCAAAGACGGCGCCCAGAAGACAAUCGACCAUGUCGUCUCGCGGACACCAGAGGCCGAAUCCCGAGCUGGUCCUGCCAUCAAGGCCCCUAUAUUCUACUACUGCGACCUGAGCAGUCUCGCUGAAGUGCAAUCGACCGCUGCAAAGAUCCUAGAAGAGCACGGGCCCGUGCAUGUCCUGGUUAACAAUGCCGCUGCGGCGGGCAGCGUCGCGCGACUUGGUUCGCAGGAUGUCACGGCUGAAGCGUGGGAUUUCAGCAUGAAUACGAAUCUGCGACAUGUCUUUUUCCUUACGCAGGCGUUUCUACCGGGGAUGAAGAGCCUGGGUGGUGGGAGUAUCAUCAAUAUGGGGUCGAUUACAUGGCGUAUUCCAGCUGCUGGCACGCCGGUCUACGGGGCCUGCAAAGCGGCCAUCAUGGGUUUGACGCGUACGCAGAGCCAGGAAUUUGGCGCCGACAAUAUCAGGGUUAACAGCGUCAUGCCGGGUGCGAUUGCGACCGAGCGGCAGAUUCGCGAUGUCCUGACGCCGGAGUACCGUGCGGAGGUUUUCCGAGGGCAGGCUCUACAGCGAGAUCUGGUUCCGAUGGAUGUGGCAAAGGUGAUUGUGUUCUUGGGAAGCGAGGAAGCGAGUGCAGUGACGGGCAGCUCGUAUGUUGUUGAUGGUGGCUGGGUUGGUGAUCCUUGAACCUAUAUAAAGAGGACAGUAAAGAUGAGACAAGUGGUCUAAUUGUAUUUAUGUGUAUUGUGUGAAAUCGCCAUGUUAAAGCUGGAAAUGCGACUCAUCAAGGUCAUCAAGGCAUAACGCUAAAAUGCAAGAUAUAAAGAGAAAUAAAAGGCAUAAUACAAGACUACUUUGGCAGCCCACGAU